This is a messenger RNA of Rotaria sp. Silwood2, 627 nucleotides long. NCBI's taxonomy places the organism in Eukaryota, Metazoa, Rotifera, Eurotatoria, Philodinida, Philodinidae. The record is from the annotation of a GenBank genome assembly.
AUGUACCAAUCCAAUGAGUCCAACUAUUCGAUCGAUCAUGGUCAACCACUAACUAAUAUCAAUCAGGAAAAUUUACUGUCAUCCAACGAUGAUAUCAAAAAAACUAUAUGCGAUCCUGAUACAUUAAUUGCAGGGAGAACUUCGGAAACAGUAUUUCUAUUAGAUAAUAAUGAAUUAAAUUUCAUUGAAAGUAGGAAUCUUGAAAUACAAGAAGCUGUUCAAGACACUAUAGAUACUAUUGUAAAUGAAUCUGUGAGUAUCAAUGAGAUUCCAGUAAUAUCACCAUGUACAAGUUAUCUUAUAAACAAUUCGGAUAAUUUUACCUUAAAUGAUCAUUGUCAAACUGCACAAGCAACAGUGCCAAAGAACUCAUUGACUUCGUUACAAUUUGUACAUGAUGUUCAUCCUUAUAAAAAAACACAACAUGAUAAAGAUAUUAUUGAUAAUGUGAUGGACAAAAGUCAUUUAUCGUAUGUCAUGCGUAUUCAAGGAUACAAGACAAAAGUCGACAAAGGAAAAACUGUUUUACCCAGGCUAAAAUCUCUAACUUAUAAGCUUUUGAGCUCAAAACUAAUUAGAUCACCAUUGAUCAAAUUUUUUAAAUCAAUGUUUCAAAAAUUAGCAUAA